GCGGCUGCCAUGCAGGCUUAGACUUUUGCAGGCUUCGCUCUUCUAUUCCUGGAAAUCACAAAAAGUGUGGCGGCUUCGAGAUCUUCUUCGCCUUUUCUUUCUUUUCCUUCCUUCCUUCUUUCUUUUUUCCCAUCCUCCUCCCUUUUCCUCUCCUUUCCUGACGAGGGUGACUAGGAGCCGGCGAAUCCGCGUUUUUUCUCUCUCUCUCUCUCUCUCUCUCCCUCCCUUUCCCCCUCCCCACCCCCUCCCCAACAGCCCCCAACUACAGCCUGCGCCGCUGCCGCCGCCUCAAAAUUCAAUAAAAUGAGCUCUUAUUUCGUCAACUCACUGUUCUCCAAAUACAAAACCGGGGAGUCCCUGCGCCCCAAUUAUUAUGACUGCGGCUUCGCCCAGGACCUGGGCGGCCGACCCACCGUGGUGUACGGUCCCAGCAGCGGCGGCAGCUUCCAGCACCCGUCGCAAAUCCAAGAGUUCUACCACGGGCCAUCGUCGCUGUCCACGGCUCCCUACCAGCAGAACCCGUGUGCCGUGGCUUGCCACGGGGACCCCGGCAACUUCUACGGCUACGACCCGCUGCAGCGCCAGAGCCUGUUCGGUGCGCAGGAUCCAGACCUGGUGCAGUACGCAGACUGCAAGCUCGCGGCCGCCAGCGGCCUGGGCGAGGAGGCCGAGGGGUCUGAGCAGAGCCCGUCGCCCACACAGCUCUUCCCCUGGAUGCGCCCUCAAGCAGCCGCCGGACGCAGGCGAGGCCGCCAGACCUACAGCCGCUACCAGACCCUGGAGCUGGAGAAGGAGUUCCUAUUUAAUCCCUAUCUGACUCGCAAGCGGAGGAUCGAGGUAUCGCACGCGCUGGGACUGACAGAGAGACAGGUCAAAAUCUGGUUCCAGAACCGGAGAAUGAAGUGGAAAAAGGAGAACAACAAAGACAAGUUCCCCAGCAGUAAAUGUGAGCAGGAGGAGCUGGAGAAAGAGAAGCUGGAGCGGGCGCCCGAGACCGCCGAGCAGGGCGAUGCGCAGAAGGGUGACAAGAAGUAGGCUCCAGCUGGGACUGCUUGGGCCGGGGCUUGCCCGCAUGUCCGCCGGUCCCUCCCGCGACCACACCGCUGUCGCCCGCUCCCCCGCCUCCGAGAGCUCCGGCCCCGCGAGCGGAGCCAGGAGCCGGGCCUCCCACCGCAGCGUCCCCCGCCGCGCCAGUCCCCGCUAGUGGUAGUAUCUCGUAAUAGCUUCUGUGUGUGAGCUACCGUGGGUCUCCUUCCCUUCUCUUGGGGGCCAGGGGGGAAAAAGAAAAGGAUUUUAAACAAGGACGCCCUCGCCCCGCGAGGGUGAGCGACUGCUGCCUGCCAGAGCCCCCUCGCCCCCGCCCCAUGUAAAAAAGCCUCCUUGUGCAAUGGUCUUUUUCCUUUGAACGUGCUUCUUUGUAAUGACCAAGGUACCGAUUUCUGCUAAGUUCUCCCAACAACAUGAAACUGCCUAUUCACGCCGUAAUUCUUUCUGUCUCCCUCUCACUUUCUCUCUCUCUCUCUCUCUCUCUCUCUCUCUCUCUCUCUCUCUCUCUCUCUCUCUCUCUCUCUCUCUCUCUCUCUCUCUUUUCUCUCUCUCACCGCUUCCCCAUCUUUCCUCGCAACCCCGCUCCCCGCUGCCCUCCCUAGCUGGCUUUCUUUCUCGCUUCUCUCUUUUCCUCCUGUUCCCCCCUCCUUUGGUUUGACAAUUUUGUCUUAAGUGUUUCUCAAAAGAGAUUACUUUAGUUAGCAUGCGCGCUGUGAGCAAUUGUUAAAAGUGUUCUUAGGUUUGCUGUGAAGAGAAUGUAUCCUGUAUCCGUGAAUUGCUUUAUUGGGGGGAGGGAGGGCUAAUUAUAUAUUUUGUUGUUCCUCUAUACUUUGUUCUGUUGUCUGAGCCUGAAAAGGGCGGAAGAGUUACAAUAAAGUUUACAAGCGAGAACCCGA
Molecule: messenger RNA, 1943 nt
Organism: Mesocricetus auratus (golden hamster)
Lineage: Eukaryota; Metazoa; Chordata; Mammalia; Rodentia; Cricetidae
Gene: Hoxb8
Product: homeobox B8
Exons: 2
Coding region: 304-1035 (243 amino acids)
Biological process (GO): regulation of transcription by RNA polymerase II
Cellular component (GO): nucleus
Molecular function (GO): RNA polymerase II transcription regulatory region sequence-specific DNA binding; DNA-binding transcription factor activity, RNA polymerase II-specific
Source: RefSeq, a predicted model, not a curated record